This is a messenger RNA of Carcharodon carcharias (great white shark), 3412 nucleotides long. It is a transcript of the gene rcl1, whose product is annotated as RNA terminal phosphate cyclase-like 1. Gene Ontology annotation, cellular component: nucleolus. Gene Ontology annotation, molecular function: RNA endonuclease activity. Lineage: Eukaryota; Metazoa; Chordata; Chondrichthyes; Lamniformes; Lamnidae. The record is from RefSeq and is a predicted model, not a curated record. Gene Ontology annotation, biological process: ribosome biogenesis; endonucleolytic cleavage of tricistronic rRNA transcript (SSU-rRNA, 5.8S rRNA, LSU-rRNA). The coding region runs from base 13 to 1128 and encodes 371 amino acids. The transcript has 9 exons.
CUGAGCAGGAAGAUGGCGGGAUCUAGCGCUUUUCGCUGGGAGGGCGCCGGGUGCCUGCGGAUGAGGCUAUCACUGGCGGCACUGAGCGGCCGGGCUGUGCGGAUCUGCGGGAUAAGGAGCCAGGAGCUGAACCCGGGCCUGCGGGAUUUUGAAGCAAGCUUCAUUCGGCUGUUGGACAAAGUAACAAAUGGUUCUCGGAUUGAAAUAAAUGAAACUGGUACUACACUGUAUUACCAACCAGGUCUUCUACAUGGAGGGAAGAUUGAACAUGACUGCCACACUCAGCGCUCCAUUGGCUAUUACCUGGAAGCUUUGUUCUACCUAGCUCCUUUUAUGAAGAGACCGUUAAAAGCCACCCUGAGAGGUGUCACCAAUGAUCAAACAGAUCCUUCUGUGGAUACUCUUAAAGUGACAGCUCUCCCCCUAAUGAAAAGGUUUGGUAUCGAUGACGAAGGGCUUGAACUCAAGGUAGUCCGAAGGGGCAUGGCCCCUGGAGGAGGCGGUGAGGUUAUCUUCUCGUGCCCAGUGCGGAGGUUUUUAAAGCCUGUCCAAUUAACCGAUCCUGGCAAAAUCAAACGGAUCAGAGGUGUAGCAUACUCCGUCAGGGUGUCUCCACAGAUAGCCAAUAGAAUUGUUGAUUCAGCUAGAAGCAUUUUAAACAAGUUCAUACCAGAUAUCUACAUCUACACCGAUCACAUGAAAGGAACAAAUUCAGGAAAGUCCCCAGGGUUUGGCCUCUCCUUAGUUGCAGAAACAACAAAUGGAAUAUUUCUCAGCGCUGAGCUAGCUUCAAACCCUCAGGGUCAAGGGUCACCAGUCCUACCAGAAGACCUUGGCCAGAACUGUGCAAAGCUGCUUUUAGAAGAAGUUUACAGAGGUGGUUGUGUAGAUUCGAUAAAUCAGAGCUUGGCUCUACUAUACAUGGCCCUUGGACAGCAGGAUGUUUCGAAAGUUCAGAUUGGUCCACUGUCCCCAUACACGAUUGAAUUUCUGCGCCAUUUGAAAAGCUUCUUCCAAAUCAUGUUCAAAAUUGAAGCCAAGCCCUUGGAAGAACAGAAAGGCGGAGAGAAAGUAUUAAUGACUUGUAUAGGUGUUGGCUUCUCGAACAUCAGCAAGACGGUCACAUAGGAACGACUACCAUACUGUUACAUCUUGACAUGUUUGGCGCCGUUCUUUGUAUAUUUAAACCUUCACGCAGGAAAAUUAUACUGCUGAAAUUUGAUACAUGAAGUAUCUCAAGUACAUGGCGCAAUUCAUUUGUUAAUUACAUUGCUUUGUCAUUUGGCUUAUAUGAAAACUUAAAUGCCAAAUGCCAGUUGAUCAGUUUCUCACCAGAAACCAAUGUCAGUUUUCUUUUCCAAAGCUGUUGUAAGACAUGUAUUUACUCAGCUGAGUAAAUUCACUUAAUACUAUAGUGACUAUCAACGAAUGACACUUCAUAAUGUCCGUUCAGUACACAGUCUGUUGGAUUAGUUUAUAUUGUAUAAUGGCUUGGGAUAAAGAUAUAAAGGCUUCAAAUAUAGUUUGUCAGGAUGACAACUGAUUUCUAGCACAGUUGUGAGGAAUGGAUAAUUCAAGUGAAUGCAGCCUGUUUUGUAAAAAUUGAACCUAUAUUCCAAGUAAAAUGGGAGUCAACAAAAUUGGUUCAGACAUAGUAGUUCUACCAGUUCUUCACUCAUUUACCUGUCCUUCCUGCUCAGGAAGAAAAAUACAUAAUUUGUGCUGAAAAUGUAAGAAUUCUUAAAUGGAUGAAUGAUAGGAGACCUUCCCAUUAGUUUAUCUAGGUUCAGGACUUAAUGUCACUCUUUUUCAUUGUCCCUUGUACACUGCACUGGGUAGCAAGGAUGGGGGCGGGCAAUACCUUUUUACAAUAGAUUUGCCAACCCACGAAGAACAAAAGAAUGAACUGCUGAUUCUUAAAAAUUGUUCCUCCAGAGGUUCUACAAGACUCUGGGCAUUCUCCUAGGCCUGCGCCACUUGGAACCCAGUUAUUAGGUGAUUGAGCAGCUAGUGUACCUUCCUCUAUCCCUUCCUAGCAAAAAUUGAGUUCAUGUGGAGAUCCUACGAACUGUCCAAAAAGCCACUGCACUUUGUGCACACAAACCUGCUGCUGUGUAAACAGCCAGUCAAUGUCAGCUUUAGCUCAUUGGUAAAAUUCUUGCCUCCAAGUGAGAAGGCUUUGGGUUCAAGCCUCACUCCAGAGACUUAAGUACAUAAUUUAGGCUGUCACUUCAGUGCUGUACUGAGUGAAUGCUGCUCUGUUGGGGAUGCCAUCUUUUGGAUAAGAUGUUGAAUUGAGACCUGCGUCUUUCCCCUUUGAGUGCACUUGAGAUUCCAUGGGACUCUCUUGAAUAAGAGCAAUGAACAUUCCCUGGUGUCUGCUGAUAUCUAUCUUUUAACCAACAUUGCAUUGUCAUUAUCUCAUUGCUGUUUUGGGGUCAAAUUGCUGCCUGCAAAAUGACUUUCACUUCCCAAUGUUAAGACAUAAUUACUUUUGAAGUUCAGUUCAUUGCUGUAAAACCCUUUGUGAUGUCUGUGGGAUAUAGAUAGGAACAGAAAUAGGCCGUUCAACAUUUCAAGCCUGUUCUGCGGUUCAGUUAGAGCAAGGCUGGCCUUGUCUUAACUCAAUUUACUUGCCUUAGUUCUGUAUACUUUAAUAUACUUCGUAACAAAAAUUAUCUCUUUUUUUUAAUUUUUCAACUGAUCUAAUUUCAACAAUUUUUUUGUGCUCCGGAUUUCCGCUACUUUUUGUGUGAGGCAGUGUUAACUGACAUCGCUUAGCUCUAAUUUUAAGGUUAUGCCACUUUGGACCAUCCCACAAGAGGAAAUAGUUGCUCUCUACCCCAUUACAUCCUUUCAUCAUCUUAGCCACUUCAAUUAGAUCACCCCUUAUUCUUCUAUGCUCGAAUACAAGUCUCAAACCCAUCCUCAUAAUUUAACCGUUUUAUCUCUGAAUCAUUCUGGUGAAUCUGCUGAAACCUCUCUAAAGCCAUUAUAUUCUUUGAGGUGCAGUGACCAGAACUGAACACUGUACUCCAGAUGAGGCCUAACCAAAGCUUUGUAUAAUUAUAGCAUAACUUCUCGUCUCCUUGAAAGGGAGUGUGAAGGGCACCAAAUGAAUUUAAGUUCUUUAUUGUUUAUGUACUACCUGAUAACAAUAGACUCAUUAAAAUGGUAACUCAAGAUUAAGCUGGAAGUAACCGCCACUUUGACAUUGUUAGUAAAGGAAGCACGUGUUUUAGUUUCUAUCCAUUUGUAUUAAUGACCAUGUUCUAAUGGUUUGUAUUUGUAUAUCUCUAAAAUGCAAAAUAUUACAUUUUCAUAUACUUCAUUCCAGUUGAAAUACAUUGUUGCAUUUAUAUUGACCAUUGUUAAAAUGCCUUUUGGUAAUAAAAUGUUUGUGGCAACUUCA